GUUGCUCUCUGAAUCCUGACCUACCAAGCGUAGGAUACCUUUAAUUCUUGUCCUUGUUGCGUCCCUACCAAAUGUUUCUUCUACUUCUAAGAAGUGAAUUGAAGAAAAAAGUUUCUUGAAUCUUUCAUGUAUCAUCAUGUAUCUAAACCUUGACCUAUACUAGUUUUUCUGCCUUAAGAGCUAUGGAAAUCUUUACAAUGCUUUUCGUUUUAUCAUCUUUCCUCUUCUCUCCAAGCAUCUCCGCUACAAAAGAUAUCAUCACUCCGACAGUAUCGCUCAGUGAUGGAGAGUCCCUUGUUUCCUCCGGCGGAACAUUCGAGCUAGGAUUCUUUAGCCCAGGUAAUUCGAAGAAUCGAUACGUUGGAAUAUGGUUCAAUGGAAUAUCUCCUCAAAUUGUUGUGUGGGUGGCCAACAGAGAAACUCCACUUACUGAUCACUCUGGAGCUUUGAACAUCACUGAUGGAGGAGUUCUUGUUCUUUUCAGUGACAAAAAUAGCAGUAUAUGGUCAUCUAAUUUCACUUCAAGAAUCCUAAGGAGCCCGGUUGCUCAGCUCCUGGAAUCCGGCAACCUUGUUGUGAAAGACGGAAAUGAUGACAACUCGGAGAGCACCCUUGUGUGGCAGAGUUUUGAUUAUCCAGGCAACACCUUACUACCAGGAAUGAAGCUUGGAUGGAACUCAGCGACAGGUAUAAACAGGUUUUUGUCUUCGUGGAAAGCCGCAGAAGAUCCAUCUCCAGGUGAAUUCUCGUAUUCCAUAGAUCAUGGCGGAUACCCCCAACUAGUCCUACGGAAAGGUCGUGUUCCACACUAUAGGUUGGGGUCUUGGAAUGGCCUUGGUUUUACUGGGAGUCCUGAACUUACUCCUAAUGAAGCAUUUAAAAUCGAAUUUGUGUCCAAUGAUAGUGAGGCCUAUUACAAAUUCGACCUCAUGAAAGAUACGAUGCAUUCGAGAUUGGUACUCAACCUGUCUGGUGGUUUGCAGCGGUUCUUGUGGAUUGAUAAAACACAUAGCGGGAACAUGAUUUACUCCGCUCCAGCAGAUCGUUGUGACACUUACGAUUUGUGUGGUGCAUUCGCUUUCUGCAAGCUUGAUUCUGAUCCUCUAUGUUCAUGCUUGCAAGGUUUUGUACCAAACUCUCCAAGAGACUGGACUUUGAAAAACACGUCUUCAGGAUGUCUUCGUAAAGGUCCAUCGGGUUGUACCAAUCAAGAUGAAUUUCAGAAGUUCAUACGGGUGAAAUUGCCUGACACAUCUUCGUCACGGAUCAAUAAAACCAUGUCCCUUGAGGAAUGUAAGAAAAUGUGUUUGACAAACUGCUCUUGCACAGCAUACGCAAAUUUGGAUGUUAGGGGAGGAGGAACUGGCUGUUUGCUUUGGUUCGGCAACCUCAUUGAUAUAAAAGAAUUCGACGCUGGUGGGCAAGAUCUUUUUGUGCGGAUACCCCCCUCCGAAUUAGAUGGCACUAAGACAAGCAAGCACUCUGGUGUAAAAAGGAAAGUGGCAAUCAUAGUCAGCUGUGGGGCGGUAGUCACGGGAGUGCUAAUACUAGGAUUGGUUUUCAACAUACGGAAGAAGAAGUCGAAAUCACGAGGUAGAAAUUAUUCAGUUAAAAGAUUAGUCGUUAUGGUCAAGCUUUUGAUUGAUUCUUCUACUGUCUCAGGAAACAUGAAAAACAUACGUGAAAAGAACUUUGGUUUCGAAGGUGGAAGCGAGGACAUGGAGUUGAUAACAUUUGAUUUGGCCACUGUAUCUAGAGCCACUGAUAACUUCUCAAACAAUAACAAGCUGGGACAAGGUGGUUUCGGACCAGUGUACAAGGGAAUCCUGGAGGAAGGGCAAAAUAUAGCAGUGAAAAGGCUUUCGAAAUGUUCUGGGCAAGGAAUCAAAGAAUUCAUGAAUGAAGUAGUAUUAAUCGCUAAACUUCAACACCGAAAUCUUGUAAAGCUUCUUGGUUGCUGUAUUGAAGGCGAUGAAAAAAUGUUGAUCUAUGAAUAUAUGCCAAACAAAAGCUUGGACUACUUCAUAUUUGACGAUACAAGAAGUAAACUCCUCAAUUGGGAUCAGCGCAUCAACAUUAUCGGAGGAAUUGCUCGAGGACUUCUCUAUCUUCAUCAGGAUUCUAGACUGAGGAUCAUCCAUAGGGAUCUCAAAACCAGUAACGUUUUACUAGAUAAAGAUAUGAACCCAAAAAUAUCUGAUUUUGGCACGGCUAGAGCAUUCGGGGGAGAUCAAACUGAGGAAAAUACUAAUCGAGUGGUUGGAACAUAUGGCUAUAUGUCUCCUGAGUACGUGGUCGAUGGACUCUUCUCGGUCAAAUCGGAUGUUUAUAGCUUCGGUGUGAUGAUGCUGGAGAUACUUAGCGGGAAGAAGAACAGGGGAUUUCAUCAUCCAGACCACCAGCUUAACCUUCUAGGACAUGCUUGGAUGCUUUGGAUUGAAGGAAGACCAACAGAAAUAAUGGAUGAGAAGUUAGUUGGAUCGUGUGCGCAACCAGAAGUGUCACGAUGCAUUCAUAUAGCUCUACUGUGUGUGCAGCAACAACCAGAAGAUAGGCCAAACAUGGCGUCUGUGGUCCUAAUGUUGGGUGGGGAGGGUUCAUUGCCUAUACCCAAGCAACCUGGUUUCUUUACUGAAAGGAACUCGGUUGAAGCAAAGGCUUCUUCGCCAAGCAAGUACGAAUCCCAUUCCAUAAAUGAGAUGAGUCUAACGCUGUUAGAAGCAAGGUUUUAAAAGGCAGGUGCUCCUCUGACGACAAGUAAGGACCUAGCGCACGCGUAUGAUUAAGUAAAAAAAAUAAAAAUGCAAACACUAUUUUUUUAGAUACACUUUAGAUGUGGUUCCUAACUAUCAAUAUCUUUGAUUGAAACCUUAUUGGUUUUCAAUAUUUGAUCAAAGUUCCUAAAAUUAAUGUAAUAAAGUAUUUCUAUGUCGGUUACUAUAUUUUUUAAAUUAAAAAUUGAAAUUUAUA
Pyrus x bretschneideri (Chinese white pear) is the source of this 2970-nucleotide messenger RNA. RefSeq names its product G-type lectin S-receptor-like serine/threonine-protein kinase At4g27290. Gene Ontology annotation, biological process: recognition of pollen; protein phosphorylation. The coding region runs from base 183 to 2732 and encodes 849 amino acids. The record is from RefSeq and is a predicted model, not a curated record. NCBI's taxonomy places the organism in Eukaryota, Viridiplantae, Streptophyta, Magnoliopsida, Rosales, Rosaceae. The transcript is spliced from 6 exons. Gene Ontology annotation, molecular function: ATP binding; protein serine/threonine kinase activity.